Messenger RNA from Paramisgurnus dabryanus, 1047 nucleotides. The record is from RefSeq and is a predicted model, not a curated record. NCBI's taxonomy places the organism in Eukaryota, Metazoa, Chordata, Actinopteri, Cypriniformes, Cobitidae.
AUGAGUCAAACGUCUAACAGGAGCGUGGUGGGGGGCAGCAGUGCGGGUGGUGGUGGUGUGUGGGUGACUCCAUUCCUGGGCGCCACACUGGUAACGAUGUGUAUUUUGGGUGUGGCAGGAAACCUGUACACCCUGGUCAUAAUGCGCUCGGCCACAUUACGGCGGGCCGGAUCCAUGUACGUCUUCAUUAUAAACCUGGCAUUGGCCGACUUGCUCUACCUGGGCACCAUCCCGUUUGUGGUGUGCACGUACUUCGCCCAUGAUUGGUUCUUUGGGGAAUUGGGCUGUAGGCUGCUCUUGAGCCUGGAUCUCCUCACCAUGCACGCCAGCGUGUUCGUCCUGGUCGCCAUGAGUCUAGAACGAUACCGGGCUGUGGCGACCCCAUUCGGAGCGCGUCGUUCGACAGUCCGCGGACACUGGCUGAUGGCGUUGGGCAUCUGGGCGGCGGCAUUCGUCCUGACGCUUCCCAUGAUGGUCAUGAUCCGUCUGAGAGAGGGGCGACCGGCAGCGGUGGGACUUGUCAAACGCAUCUGCUUUCCCACGUGGACACCCGAGGCCUUCAGAGCUUAUCUCACCGCCCUGUUCUUCACCAGCAUGCUAUUGCCCGGCCUGCUGAUGGUGGGACUCUACGCCGGUCUCGCCCGACACUACUGGGCAGCGCAGAGCAAUCUGGCCCAGCGAGGGACGAGCGGAAGCCGAUCUUCAUCGUUCGUGCGGAGACGGAGACUGAAGUGCAGAGUAGUGGGAAUGAUCUUCUGUAUCGUGGUGGCAUACUGGGCGUGUUUCCUGCCUUUCUGGGGGUGGCAGAUGGCGAAACUCUUUUCCUCUGAGUCUCUGCGUUCACUGUCGCCUGCCGCUCACACGUACGUCAACUUCUUCGUCACCUGCCUGACGUACGGCAACAGCUGCGUCAACCCGCUGCUCUACACGCUGCUGACGCGUAACUACCGGGACUACCUGAGCCAGAGAGGUCAGUCCUCGUGUGGGAGUCGAGGUGAUCAGGGUUCGGCUGUGGCAAUCAAUGCACUCCAGGAUCAUACAGGCUGA